This is a messenger RNA of Ipomoea nil (Japanese morning glory), 579 nucleotides long. RefSeq lists its product as uncharacterized. The record is from RefSeq and is a predicted model, not a curated record. NCBI's taxonomy places the organism in Eukaryota, Viridiplantae, Streptophyta, Magnoliopsida, Solanales, Convolvulaceae. The coding region runs from base 1 to 579 and encodes 192 amino acids. The transcript has a single exon.
AUGGAUCAAAUGUUUGAAAACGCAAAAGUUGUUCGGCUGAAAGAACACAACAAAGGGAAGUAUCUGGUGGCGAAUAACGACGAGAAGACGUUGAAGCAGCGCAGCGAUGGUUCCACAAGAAACGCCCUUUGGACGGUGGAAGCGGUGGAGGGGCAACGGUACCUGCGGCUGAGGAGCUGCCACGGGAAAUACCUGACGGCAUCAAACAUGCCGUUAAUCCCCCGGGGGAGUUGCCAGAGGGUGGUGGCUAGUUUGCCGGACAGAUUGACCUCCGCCACGGAGUGGGAGAUUGAAGGGGAAGGAAUCGUGCGGCUCAAGACUCGGUACGGCCAAUUCCUUAGGCAGAACGGCGGGAUUAUGCCGUGGAGGAACACGCUGGUGCACAACAACCGCGUCAACAGAUCCUCGCUCUGGGAAAUCGAGGUCAUCAAUGAGACCGCCGCCUGCGAGGCCGCGGUUAACAACUGCCAACUUGCUGUCCCUGAUUCCACCAUCACCAAAUCGCAAGCUCUCGCUCCCAUCAAAUUUCCCAAUCUCGCUAGUUUAAAGCUUAAACAACGUUCCAGACAAGAUAGAUGA